GUGUAUUUCGCGUGAGCAAGAGACAAACGGAACGAUAUGUGGUUAUUUACAUCUUUGGGGUCCUGCGCGAUCUAGAGCGAUCCUUGGUCACAAGCCGAUAAGUCGAUGCCGGUUAACUAGUAAGCGUCAGAAUAUCACGGGCAGCUCCCGGAGAUGGUUUAAAGUUUAGUUGUCGUCUGGUUCUGGCAGUGAACGUUUGCGUGCUGGAAAACUGGAAGUGAAUUUUCCCUGUUAGUGAAGGUGUUUAAACGCGAGCUAGAAUUUUAGUGUUAGCGGCUAAAGUGUAGUAUAAGUAUAGCUGAGUGGAGGAUUUUAAUUGAAUUUAUGGAACAAUAAUUUAAAAUCAUUGUUCAUCAAUGUUGUGUUUUGUAAAGAAAACAUCUAAUGAAAAACUAAUGAGAAAAUGCUUCGCAUUGAAAACAGUAUGUAAUCAAUUUGCUUUAUUGAAAUCAACAAAAAAUAUACAUAUGAGCGACCAAUUCCGUUCAGCGUGUGAUGAGGCAGUUUUCUAACAGACAAAAGUGUAUUCUCCGAUAAAUGAAAACCACCACUAACUAGGAACUCGUGCCUAGAAAAACAGAUCCUCUCACCGGUCAUCGGAUCUGACUGUAGUUGGGCGGUCCUAUAAGAGUGCCGACAGUGACAAAUAGAAGCUGCGAGCGUUUAAAAUUACUGCGUGAAAUAUUUCGCAGAACAGUGAAACGACCGUUAGUCAGAAAGGUGGCGUUGUAAUAGGACGAUCUUGCUGCUAGUGUUGCAUUUAGUUACUUGUAUAAUUUUUACCCCCAGCCGUAAGGGCUGGACGUUUUCUUGUGUUUUUUUUCGGCGCUAUUGAAGAAAACAGUACAAAAAAGAAACACUCUGUUUGAAAACAGAAAAAAGUUCACCAUCUUACGAGGUGAACGGACCGGUGUUAAGUUUCGGGACGUGUCUCGUGCUCCGUAGUGUACUCCACAUUGUGCGGUCGUUAAACGGCGGCUGUUCGGAUGGUAGUCGGAAGAAGCGACCCACUCACGAUGGUGCAGGAACUUCCGUACAACGUACCUGAAGAGCUUUACAAUCUUACCCAGCUGGCCGACGUAUCGAUAGCGGCGGGUAAGCUGAACACAGACACCAACCGUUACAGCCCAUCGGUUUCACAUGACACAUACUACCUUCAUCAAGGAACGACCAAGCUAUACAGUCCUAUUAAAUACAACAUCCUACGUCACUGUGACUCAUCCGCAAAAAUGAUCACGAACGCAACGCCGCUAGCUUCUGCAGGCUUUACAUCCUCCUCUUAUCACACGUUGCGACGAAACGAAACAGCACAUGCAAUCUUUUUCGAAGAUGUAGAUAAGGGCUACGUCACAAAACAACACCUCUACCCGGUAGGAGAACCGAUGGAUUUGCAUACACUAUCGUCAUCCGACGACACACUGAUGGCAGCAGUACCGGCAAAAAAGAAAUGGACCAAAAAGUGGGAAAUAAUCCAUGGUUCGGUAAGUCCGAGCGGUCCGUUCGUUAAUCAGCUACAGCAACAACCGGACGAACCCCUGUACGUCGUUCGAUCGCUCCAGGUAGAGCAACAUCCAGCCACACAUGUUGCACCGUUGGUACCGAGUGUGUCCGUUGCUGUUGGAGAUAAUGAACGGUCGGGUCUAAUCUAUUACGCUCCGACGAUAAAGCGCGUUGAUGAUGCAGAUGAUACGGAUUGCCGGAAGAAAGGUGAUAAUGAGUUGCAGCUGUACACUAUAAUAGGAUGUCCUGAGCUUCCAGAAACCGUCAGUUGCUUCGGCAACGGCCAACAGCAAGCUGCAGCGCUCACACAUUCAUUCAGUGGUUCAUCUUCGUCGGAGGAAUCGCAAGAUUCGGCACCGACGGUGGAAGGCUAUUCUCAUAAAGUGUUUGAUCGCAAAAAAUCACGCAAGAUACGUACGGUAUCGUCUAGAAGCAGUGGCAGUACGGUGAGUGCAGCCCCGAGUGUGCCUGAAACAGACGUUAUGUCUCAGGAACUGAUGCUUGUGCCAUUGGAGGAAUCAUACGUAACGGCAGCCCGAAGUAAUAGUGAGCUUGAGGAACCGCAGGAUGCUAGUAACGAUGUUGAUGAUCACGAUAUCAAGAGCAGCGAGGAAACUACAACUUCUCGCCCGGAGGAUGUUCAUGUAUGUCCCGAGUGUAACAAACGCUACUCUACGUCAUCAAACUUGGCAAGGCAUCGUCAAACACAUCGCUCUCUGGAAGAUCAGAAAGCUCGGCGAUGUCCAUACUGCUCCAAAGUGUAUGUUUCGAUGCCGGCGUACUCGAUGCACGUAAGGACACACGAUCAAGGCAGCAAGUGUCCUACUUGUGAUAAGCGCUUCUCCCGGCCAUGGUUACUACAGGGUCACAUUCGCACCCAUACAGGCGAGAAGCCUUUCAAGUGUAACGUGUGCAACAAGGCAUUCGCGGACAAGUCUAAUCUCCGCGCGCACGUACAAACACAUUCUAACACCAAACCGUACCAAUGUGGACGCUGUGGUAAAUCAUUCGCAUUGAAAUCGUAUCUCUGCAAGCACGAAGAUUCAUCCUGUCUAAAAAAUGAUAAGCCGCAGAAAGUACGUAAGCCCACGAGCGGUGGCCGCAUUCGACGUAAACCCUCCAGGAGUGAUCAUACGGAAAUGAUCACUUCAUCUGCAGUAUCGGAGGAAAGAUCGUGUACCACUCCGGGGACUAGUAGUGUAACCUCGAGUGCUAUGGAACAACAGGUGAUACUAUCGUCCGAUAGUCGGUAUAGCUACCCUUCCAAUGUACCCUUCAAAGAUGUGCUACGAGCCAAGAUCCGGGAGGUAGUUGAGGACAAUUGUAAGCGGACGGCUCGGCUUCGGGCAGCCACCAAUGCUUCGCAAUCAAGUAAUCCUGCACGUGAAGCCACUCCGCAGAGCAAUCGCAUCAGUGUGAUACGUAUUGCAGGUUCUCCGGGAGGAUACACACUGGAUGGGCCAAAGACGUCUUCAAGCGGCAGUCCGGAUAGCUAUGCCGUGAUUGCGUAGAACGAAGCGAAAUCUCUUGCGUAUUUUGUGUUGAUCUCCUGUGAAACUAAGUAUUUCCCUAUUUUGCUCUUGUGGGCAACUGACACCGAUCACCUACAGUACAGUUGCCGGUAAGAGAAGAAAUAUUUAUUUAGAUACGAUAUUUUUAAUUGUUGUAGUAUAGUUUAAGCUUUGAUUAGAUUCUCUAUCAAGUAAGACUUUCGUUUAGGCUCCUUAGCGUUAGUGUAUGGGACUAGCGUGUAAGAUUAUUUCUAAGUUAAAUUAAGCUGAUUACAAAAUUUCAGACACAGCUACAAUCCAAAGCAGUAGGGUUAGGUUCACUGCAUAUGUCAGGCGAGCUCCAACAAAAUGGUUCUUGCAAAACUGUUAUGCAUUUCGGACAAACUUCGUCUAAACGAAACGACCUCCAGUAAUAUUCCGGCUGUCGAUUAGGAUAAGUUCAAAUCACGUAGUAUAGAGAAAGCACAACGUGUGUGUGUGUGUUUAGGUUUAUAGCACAUAGAUGUUUGACAACAUUUUAUGAACAGGACGAGAAUGUUCUAGUCUGAUUUUGUUUUACUUUUGCCCAUCUUUUGCUUACUGUUGCUGACUGCUUAUCUUCGCUUUUGGGCUGGAUAGAUUCACUACAUAAUGCAAUUCAUAAUUAAGUUUUCCUAGGAAUAGUUUUUUUAAUUUGCAUAUUUUAGCAGGUAUACUUUAUUUAUUUUUCUUCACAUCAUCAAUGCAUAUUAUGUUCGUAUGGUUCAUCACAUCCAUAGAAUUACAUGUUACAAAUUAUUGUAUUUUUAUAACGAAAGCUGAAGAGGUGGUGCUAGAAAGUAAGGUGGUGUAUGUUUUUCAAUAAACACUGUUAGCCAGUGUUUAUUGGUUUUAAAAACACUACAUGUUUCAGAUGCUGGGAAAGCUGCAAUGAUUUUCAUCAACUAAAAUAGAAUUAAGCCCUUAAAUUGCAAAUCAUAUGAAGGAUAAAAACAUUUUGAAUUUAUUUUCAAAAAAUCUUCUACGAAGUGAUAGAACUGCUAGCAAUGUAAGAUUUACAAGACAUUUACAUUAUAAGUGAAUAAAAGUUGUACGAUUUGUAAAAAAACAUUAUGCAAUUUUGUUUUAUUUUUUAACGUUCGAAAAUAUUGAUGGUUUGUCCAUUAAUGGUUUAUCAUUCCGUUUUUGAAAUGUUAAUAAAAUCUUAAAAAAAAAUUCAUUUUUAUUCCUCUAUUAAAGAACUUACAUUAAUACUAUUUUACAAAACUAUAUUUUUGCCGUUAAUACAUAUACUAAUGCCACGUUUAACCAGUCAAAGAACGAAGUUCGUUUUCGUUGAAUGUCUCCGCCAAAGAUAUACAAAUUAAAUUGUUCUAUUGGUAGCUAAGGGAACUUGUGGGAAGGUAUAUUUUCCUUGCUAGGAUGCACUACCCUUGAA
Messenger RNA from Anopheles funestus (African malaria mosquito), 4428 nucleotides. RefSeq lists its product as uncharacterized. The transcript is spliced from 3 exons. The coding region runs from base 987 to 3011 and encodes 674 amino acids. Lineage: Eukaryota; Metazoa; Arthropoda; Insecta; Diptera; Culicidae. Gene Ontology annotation, biological process: regulation of DNA-templated transcription. Gene Ontology annotation, molecular function: RNA polymerase II cis-regulatory region sequence-specific DNA binding; DNA-binding transcription factor activity, RNA polymerase II-specific. The record is from RefSeq and is a predicted model, not a curated record.